UUGUCACAUGUUGUCUGUUUGUGUUUUUCAAAUUUUUAAAAAUUUUGAAAAACAAAAAUGUUAAAAAUUGUUCAAUAUUCUCGUCAUUUUGCUGUAAAUUCUUAUCAAUCAAUUUUAUCGACAGCAAAAUGUCUAGAUUUACAUCAAAAUAUGAUUAUAAAUCAUCAACAGUUACGAAAUUCAUAUAGUUUUUUCAAUCGAAUGCCUGGUGAACAGAUAUGGAAAGGAUUAUUAUCGGUCAGUAAUGCAGGUAGAAGAAGAGGUCGUGGUAAAGGUGCUAAUCGAAAAAUGUAUAAAGAUUUAAAUCGUGGACAAAUUAUGGGUGUUGGUGAAAAGAAUUUUCUUUGGCCUGGCCUUAAUGCACCGGUUAUGAAAGGAAGUGAAGUAGUACAAAUUAAAGAAUUAAAAGUUGAUCCUGCUUAUAAGGAAAAUCUGAUAAAAAUUCGUGAUCAAAUGGAAAAAAGAAAACGAGCUUAUGUACAUCCAUUGGAACGUGGAUGGAGUGGUACAAAACUAUUGGGCAAAUGGAUUGGACCACCGGAUCCGAUUGCCGGUGAAGAAUUCAUUGGUUUCGAUACAAAAUUAUUGAUGGUUAAACCAGUUUUCUAUAUGAAACCAAAUUUCGGUCGUACGAAAAUUAUUUCAGUUUUAGCUGUUACUGGUAAUGCAAAUGGUUUAGUUGGUUAUGCUAUUGCUAAAUCCGAAGAUCUUCGUACUGCAAUUAAUAAUGCAAAAAAUAAAGCUGGACAACGAUUAUUCCGGGUAGAAUUGGAUCAGAAUACAAUAUUACAUGAUUUUUAUUCACGUUUUGGUUCAUCAAAAGUAUUUGCAAUGAAAAAACCACCUGGUUAUGGUCUAUCAGCUCAUCGUUGUUUACGUAGUAUUUGUGAUGUAACCGGUAUCAAAGAUAUUCAUUGUAAAGUUGAAGGUAGUGAACGUAAUUAUCUAAAUUUAACACGUGCAUUUUUAUUGGGUUUAAUCAAUCAGAAAACCUAUCAACAAAUGGCCGAUGAAAAACGAUUGAAUGUUGUUGAAAUUAAUGAAUGUUUAGGUAAUUAUCCAAUAUUAAAAGCUAAACCAUCGGAUAAUGUUGGUGGUUGUCGUACGGAUGAACAAAUUGGUGAUACAGAAAUAUUAGAUUUUAAUAUUUUUAUACAUGAUGGUAAAGUAAAAGAACAGGAAAAUUUGAAACCAGUUUAUUAUACUGAACAAAAUGGUUGGAAAAAUUAUAUGAAAAAAUGGAAUUAUCGUAAAAGUCGUGAACAAGUACGUAUUAAUUUAAUUGCACGUUAUGGUCAAUUGGAAAGUUAUUUAACCAUACGGGAAAAAGAACGUUUACAAGCAAAAAGAGAUAAAUUUCUUUCUACAACAACAACAACAAAAUCUGAUUAACAACAACAUUUACCUUUGUUUAAUAAUAAUAAUAG
This is a messenger RNA of Dermatophagoides pteronyssinus (European house dust mite), 1427 nucleotides long. It is a transcript of the gene mRpS5, whose product is annotated as mitochondrial ribosomal protein S5. The record is from RefSeq and is a predicted model, not a curated record. NCBI's taxonomy places the organism in Eukaryota, Metazoa, Arthropoda, Arachnida, Sarcoptiformes, Pyroglyphidae. Gene Ontology annotation, cellular component: ribosome. Gene Ontology annotation, biological process: translation. Gene Ontology annotation, molecular function: RNA binding; structural constituent of ribosome.